This is a messenger RNA of Pecten maximus, 708 nucleotides long. RefSeq lists its product as uncharacterized. The coding region runs from base 1 to 708 and encodes 235 amino acids. Gene Ontology annotation, biological process: DNA integration. The record is from RefSeq and is a predicted model, not a curated record. Lineage: Eukaryota; Metazoa; Mollusca; Bivalvia; Pectinida; Pectinidae. Gene Ontology annotation, molecular function: nucleic acid binding. The transcript has a single exon.
AUGUUGACAGCAGAGGAGCAACAGUACUUGGAGAGUAUUUGGUCUGACCCAAAACAUGCAGGGUCAUUUAGCGGUCCAUACAAAUUAUAUCAGGUCGUUAAAAAAGAUGGGAAGUUUAAGAUCGGUCUGACACGUAUCAGAGAGUUUUUAUCUGGACAAGAUGCAUACACUUUACAAAGACAUGUAAAAAGAAAAUUUAAAAAGAGACGUGUUAUAGUGAAUGGACUGGACAGUCAAUGGGACGGUGACUUAAUGGAUGUCAGCAACCUAUCAAAACACAAUGACGGUAUUCAUCACAUUUUAGUCCUACAAGACAUCUUUUCACGAUUCUUGUUCACGGUGCCAUUAAAACGAAAGACGGCAGAAGAAAUGGUAAAUGGUUUGAAGACCGUUUUUGCUAAGGGGAGACAACCUUCACUGGCAAGAUUUGACAAAGCUUUCAAAACGGUCCUUGUUCAGGAUUAUCUUAGGUCUAUAAAUGUGCACGUAAUUUUCACAGAAAACACAGCGACUAAAGCCGAUUACGCUGAAAGGCGGAUUAAAGACUUGAAGAGUAGGAUGUUUAGAAUGUUAACAUUUAAUAACUCUUACAGAUACAUCGAUCGAUUACAAGACAUAACCGAUAGUAUCAACAACACACCGUCUAUACCCAUUGGCGGUAUAACCCCUGCAGAAGUAAAUAAAAAAACGAAGACGAAAUCAGGUUAA